AUGGGCAAAAGAAAGCGCAACAAUCAGCAGCAGGCGGUUAUGGCCGCUUUCAAAAAGCAGGCUCUGCCCGCAGAGACUAUAGAGUCUCCAUACUCGGUGGUGGCUCCAGAAGAUGUCGAGAUUGUGGUUGAGACACUGCAGACAUUGGCGGAGCACCCAUCCAUCAUCAAGUCCAAAGCAUGCAAAGACUUGAGAACAGCAGUGUUCGAGUUCAGGAAAGCAUGUACGACUGGGGUGAAUGCAGCUGAGGGCAAUAGCCUUACUUCACGCAUAUCUGCCGCGCUCACAGAUGCGAAAUAUACCGAUGCCUUGAUUCUGCUUUCAGAAAUGCGCAUCCGUCAAGAAACUCCCACUUUGGGCGCUCUUUGCCGCUGGAUUCGAAGCAUAGAUGUGGUGUCCGGACUGUCACAUCAAGACCGAGAUCUUGGCAAAGUCAACAAUGGGAGAUAUGCUAACAAUUCAGCAUUGCUAAGAGUGGUCGAUGCAGUUCUGAGGGUUACUGGGCCGACAGAUUCGACGCGUUCUGGGAGUGCUAAGCGGUUGGGCCCCAUCGCGCUUCAAUCGACAUGGGACUUGAGAACAGCGAAAGAGCCAUCACAGCAGCUGCUGGCGAGCAUUGCCGACAAGAGCAUCUUCAAAUCAAACCCAUCAAACAUCAAGGACUCUUUCCGAAUAUUGGAAAAUACACCUGGUCCUCGGCGAAAGCCACCGAACAUGCAUCCAGCAAUCCUGUAUGCCUCCAAGGACGACACGGUUCUUCUGAGCAAUCCGCCACAAGCUAAAUGCCAUCAGCAUCCGGUGUUGUCCGACCUCCGCCUCAUACAAGACGUCCUCUCGCCAGAAGAGUGUCGAUCGAUCGUUGCAGCUGGCGAAUCAAUAGAAUUUAUACCAGACGCGCCAAUCCGGGAUGACGGAUCAGAAACCAGCAUACUGGCCCACAACUUCUACUGGAUAGUCGAUCAGUCUUUUCACGACAAGCUUUGGCAACGAGUCAAGGCUUUUGUUCCAGACUCCGUUUCCGGCAGGAAAGUGCGUGGCAUAAAUCGUAGAUUCCGCGUGUAUCGCUACGUCCCCGGCGCUGAGUAUCGCUGCCAUAUUGAUGGUGCUUGGCCACCCUCAGGCAUCGAUCCUGUUACGGAUGCCUACCAAUACGACUCUUCGCCGUCCGAUGCAAAGCAGUCGAGCUUGUUCACUUUCUUAAUCUACCUCAAUGACGAUUUCAAAGGAGGCGAGACGACCUUCUUCAUCCCGAGCGUGGAAGAAGGUAUCAUCAAUGCCUAUCCUGUCAAGCCAAUCAUGGGCAGUGUCGCUGUCUUCCCUCACGGCGAGGCUAAGGGAGCGCUUUUGCACGAAGGCACUGGUGUUACUGAGGGUGCGAAAUAUGUGAUUCGCACAGAUGUGGAGUACGAUGUCAAGGCUUCACAGUAA
Messenger RNA from Pseudocercospora fijiensis CIRAD86, 1428 nucleotides. RefSeq lists its product as uncharacterized. Gene Ontology annotation, cellular component: endoplasmic reticulum. Gene Ontology annotation, biological process: peptidyl-proline hydroxylation to 4-hydroxy-L-proline. Bases 1 to 1428 code for a protein of 475 amino acids. Gene Ontology annotation, molecular function: iron ion binding; L-ascorbic acid binding; procollagen-proline 4-dioxygenase activity. The record is from RefSeq and is a predicted model, not a curated record. NCBI's taxonomy places the organism in Eukaryota, Fungi, Ascomycota, Dothideomycetes, Mycosphaerellales, Mycosphaerellaceae. The transcript has 2 exons.